Messenger RNA from Kazachstania africana CBS 2517, 6483 nucleotides. RefSeq names its product ATP-dependent RNA helicase BRR2 (gene BRR2). Gene Ontology annotation, molecular function: nucleic acid binding; ATP hydrolysis activity; ATP binding. Lineage: Eukaryota; Fungi; Ascomycota; Saccharomycetes; Saccharomycetales; Saccharomycetaceae. Gene Ontology annotation, cellular component: nucleus. Bases 1 to 6483 code for a protein of 2160 amino acids. The transcript has a single exon. The record is from RefSeq and is a predicted model, not a curated record.
AUGACAAACAAAAAUGAAGAGAAAGAUGUAUCCAAGAAGAUAAGAGAGAUUUAUAGAUACGAUGAGAUGUCUAACAAGGUACUGAAAGCAGAUAAAAGGUUGCAAGUUGUACAAACAGACCCAAUAAAAGAUGCUGAAAUGUCUACUCCAAAGUCAAUGAGUGGCAGAAUAUCGGCCAAAGAGAUGGGUAUGGGCUCCCGUAAUGAUUUGAGUGAUUCUGAUAGAGAAAAGGCCAAAAAAGAAGCAGAUUCUGUCCUAAAUAGACAGGAACGGAGGGUUACAAGAUUUCCUUCACAUUUAAGGACUUCAAACGUUUUGGAUCUUGGGAAUGCUUCAAUGCUGAACUAUAGCCCAAAUGAUGCUGAAAAUGUGGACACCUAUGGAGAGAUACUACAGUGGGUGUCUGACAGAUUAGGUACUGAUAUUCCACACGACAUAAUAAUGAGUACCGCAGAUAUACUGAUAAGGAUACUGAAAAGUGAUGAAAAUUAUUCAGAUGCCAGUUUAUCCAGUAAAAGACAGAAAAUUGAGGAAAAUCUUGAAAUAAAAAUAAGCUUGGCAGAUUUUAAUGAUCUAGUAAGGUUGACAAAAAAAAUAACUGACUUUAAUGUUAAAUCUAGCGAAUCUAAUGACCAAAAUAUCCCUGUCUUAGGAGAUAGUGAUUCAGAGCCUGAUGAGCAACGAUACAUAAAUACAUUGGAACAACAGCUCUCGGAUCUUGAAGAUGAAAUAUCAACAGAAAAUUUACCUAAAGAUGACGCAGAAAAGAGGGAUGAGUACAAUGAAGAUGAAAAAGAAGUUCUCAUAUUUUCAACAUCAAAUGACGGAAUCCCACCAAUUUACCUGAUUAAUGAAGCUUAUGUUGGUUCUCUGAUAAAAAGAGAAACAAAUAGCUCAAAAGUUCAAGAUGAUCUGCAACAAAGAAUUAUUCAUGAGCUAGAAACGACAGAGUAUGAUUCCAAAAAAUUGAGAAAAACUUUAUCGGAACUUCUCGACUUCGAACAUCUCAAGUUAUCUGAAUUUAUAUUAAAGCACCAAUCGAAACUACUAUGGGGUUUAAGACUGUCACGCUGCGAGGAAGAAAGCAUUCCCCAGUUACUAGACGAGAUGUUAAUGAAAGGUCUUGACGAUCUGGUAAGAGAAUACGAGAGAAACGAAACCGCUGAGAGAAAAAGAAAAUUUGAUGAUGUUUCAGAAAGUUAUUCAAGCCAAGGUUUGAAAUCUUACAAAAAAAGAAAACCUACCGGUGUACACAGACUCCCACCUAUACUCGAGCUAGAUUCUUCUACAUUUGCAGAGAAUCCCAAAUUAAUGACCGUUAGUAAAGUAUCUUUACCAGAAGGUUCUUUCAAGCGUGUAAAGCCAACCUAUGAUGAAAUUCAUAUCCCACCGCCUCAAAAAGCGACUAUAAAUUACGAACUUUUGCCAAUCUCUUCAUUACCUGACUGGGCAAGGAACUCUUUUCCCUCUGCUGAAACGGACACGUUCAAUGCUAUUCAGUCCAAAGUUUUCGAUAAUGCAUUUCAUAGUGACGACAACCUUUUAGUAUGCGCUCCUACCGGUGCAGGUAAGACUAAUAUUGCAAUGCUUACUGUACUACAAACCAUGUCAGCUUUUUUCGAUACACGUACUCAAAAGGUAGAUCUCAAGAGGUUCAAAGUAGUCUAUAUUGCCCCUCUCAAAGCUUUGGUUCAAGAGCAAGUAAGAGAGUUCCAGAGAAGGUUAUCGUAUCUUGGUAUAAAAGUAGCUGAGUUAACAGGUGAUACUAGACUCACUAAGCAACAAAUUGCAGAGACCCAAAUUCUGGUUACAACACCUGAGAAAUGGGAUAUUAUUACAAGAAAAAUGGAUGAAUCUUCCUUCGCACAGCUUGUCCGUUUGAUUAUCAUUGAUGAGGUUCAUUUGCUCCAUGACCAAAGGGGUCCUGUUUUAGAAAGCAUCGUGGCAAGAACUUUAUGGUCUGCUCAAGUAAUCGAACGGCCUCGUCUAGUUGCGUUGUCAGCAACUCUUCCAAAUUACAGAGACGUUGCAAGAUUUUUGCGUGUACCUGAAGACCAUGUUUUUUACUUUAGUUCCUCCUUCAGACCAUGCCCAUUGGCGCAACAAUUCUGUGGUGUAAAAGAAAAAAGCCCGCUUAAACGACGCAGCGCGAUGAAUGAUGCUUGUUAUGAUAAGGUAGUUGAAUCGCUAACAGAAAAUCAUCAAAUAAUUGUUUUUGUGCAUUCAAGGAAGGACACUAUCCGAACGGCAAAAUGGCUAAAGGAUAAGCUUCUUGAAAACGAUCAACACGAGAAGUUAUUAAAGUCAUCCUCAGGAUCGAAAGCAAUUUUGGAGUCUGAAUCUGAAAAUGUUGAAAGCCCCGCCCUCAAACCGAUUUUGAAAUAUGGUAUUGGAAUCCAUCAUGCUGGUUUGUCUAAGAAUGAUAGAGCAUUGUCCGAAGACUUAUUUGCGGAUGGCGUACUCCAGAUUUUGGUUUCUACCGCCACUUUAGCGUGGGGUGUAAAUUUACCUGCACAUACUGUGAUUAUCAAAGGAACAGAUGUCUACUCGCCUGAGAAAGGUGACUGGGAGCAGUUAUCCCCCCAAGAUAUUCUACAAAUGCUUGGUAGAGCAGGUAGGCCACGUUAUGACACUAAUGGGGAAGGUAUUAUCAUAACUAACCAAAGUGAUGUACAGUAUUACCUGGCAGUUUUGAACCAACAACUACCCAUUGAAUCUAGAUUUGUUUCAAAAUUGAUAGAUAAUAUCAACGCAGAAGUUGUUUCCGGUAGCAUUAAAAGCAGAGCUGACGCAGUAGAUUGGUUGAGCUUCACGUAUCUAUAUGUCAGAAUGUUGACAGCUCCAGAACUGUAUAAUGUCACUAUACCAGAUGAUGAUUUUAAUUUGUAUUCUUAUAGAGAAAGUCUUGUGCAUACUGCCUUUCAUAUUUUACAUGAACAAGGGCUUAUUCUAUACAAUCCUGAGGAAGCACUGGUAGAACCAACAGACUUAGGUCGCAUAGCGUCAUAUUUUUACAUAAACUAUUCUUCUAUGAACCUAUUCAGUCGCGAACUUAGCGGAAACAGUGCAUUAAUGGACGUCUUUAGAGUAUUUUCCAUGGCUGAUGAAUUCAAAUACAUAUCCACUAGAAUAGAAGAAAGGAGGGAAUUAAAGGAGCUUUUUGAAAAAGUACCAAUUCCAAUCAAAGAUGACAUUGAAAGUCCAUUGACCAAAAUAAAUGUACUCUUACAAGCUUAUAUUUCAAAGCUCUCAUUCGAUGGAUUUGCCUUGAAUUCUGAUAUGGUUUUUGUUCAUCAAAAUGCUGGAAGAUUAUUGAGAGCAAUGUAUGAGGUUUGUCUAAAAAAGUCUUGGGCUAAAUCCACUAGACUGCUGCUGACUUUAUGUAAGUCUGUCGAAAGAAGAAUGUGGAUCACGAAUUCCCCACUCAGACAAUUCCGGAAAUGUCCUUUGGAUGUGAUAAAGAGAACAGAGGCCUCAAAUCUACCCUGGACCGAAUACUUAAAAUUGAGUUCACCAAUGGAAGUGGGUCGUACUAUCAGAUCAGAAAAGCAUAGUAAACUCGUGUUUGAUUUAUUGCAGAGAUUUCCGAAAAUUUCAUUGAACUCUAAUGUACAACCAAUAACUGCAAGUUUAAUAAGCUUCGAGGUAGAGGUGCUAGGUAAUUGGUUAUGGGACAGUAAAGUUCACGGCUCUGCAGAAGCGUUUAUUCUUCUUGUAGAAGAUACGGAUGGGAACGAAAUAUUGUAUAGUCAAUCAUUUCUUUUAACCUCUGAGAGUAUUGGAAGAGAACAAAUUUUUCAAUUCUCGAUCCAGUUAACGCCUUCACAACAAAAGAGGCUUCCACCAAAUUAUUUUAUCAGUGUCAUUUCUGAAAAGUGGCUUCACUCUGAAUUCCAACUUGCUACCUCCAUGAGUAAUGUUCAAAUGCCCAAGAAAUUCCCACCUCCUACUGAUUUAGAGGAUUUACCUCUAGUAUCUACAGCGGCUCUUGAAAACGAAGAGUUUUCCUCUAUUUUGAGUUUCGAGGCCUUUAACAAAAUUCAAAGCAAUAUCUUUGAUGUGCUCUAUCAUUCUAAUGAAAAUAUCUUUAUUGGGGCCACCAAAGGUUCAGGAAAGACAUCAUUAGCAGAGGUAGCAAUCAUGAAUAUUUGGAGACAAAAUAAGGGAAGGAUUCUUUACAUUUGCCCCUCCCAAGUCCAAAUAGACCGAUUAUACGAAGAUUGGAAUCAUAGACUUUCGAAGGUUGCUGGUGGUAAGGUAAUACACAAGCUAGGAGACAACACUCCCACCAAUUUACGGUUAAUCAAUACUAGCCAUUUGAUAUUGUCUACACCAGAACAAUUUGAUCUUGUAUCUCGAAGAUGGAGACAACGUAAGAGUAUCCAUGCCUUAGAACUGCUAAUUUUUGAUGAUGCACAUCAAGUUGGCAAUGGCAUACAAGGUGCUGUCUACGAAAAUGUAAUAUCGAGGAUGAUGUUCAUCUCAAUCCAAUUGGAGAAGAGCAUGAGAAUUGUAGCGCUAUCAACGUGCUUAUCAAAUGCUCGAGAUUUUUCAGACUGGAUAGGUGUAAAAAAAGAGAACAUUUACAAUUUUUCACCCGAAGUGAGAAUUAAUCCUCUUCAGGUUCAUUUGCAGGCCUUUAAUAUUGGAGAAGAUACACACGCAACCAUACCAAUGAUAGAUCUAGCUUUUAAAACUGCUCUGGAAACGAUGUCAAGUAACUCCACCGCUAUUAUUUAUGUGCCAACCCGGAAAGAGUGUAUAAGAGUCUUUUCUAGAUUAUCUCAUAUCAGUAAGUCUAACAGAUUAGAGAUACCUGAAUUCACCUUUGAUGAGCUACAACCUUUCACCACUGCCGUCCAUGAGAAAGCUCUCAAAAAUAUGUUGGCAAACGGGGUAGGUAUGUUGUACAAGGCAAUGGACGCAAAUGACAGAAGAAUUAUAGUGGAGCUUUACCAACAAGGAAUAUUAUCCCUUUUAUUAAUUGAAAGAGAGUGUCACGAUGAAUCUUUAACUUCAACUAAUAUCGUUAUUUUAGGGACGCAGUUCUUUGAAAGCACCGAACAGAGAUAUGUCAAUUACUCGGUUAAUGAGCUUCUUGAGAUGGUUGGUAAUGCUAAAAGUACUAAUAUGAUAGCCCCUGCAAAGGUAACUGUACUAACCACAUCCAAUAGGAAAAAUUAUUACAAAAAAUUUCUUUCUGAAUCUCUUCCAAUUGAAAGUUUCAUGUACUUUUAUUUGCACGACACUUUUAUAAAUGAGAUCAAUAAUAAAAUAAUAAGAAGCAAACAAGAUUGUAUCGAUUGGAUAACGUACACUUAUUUUUUCCGAAGAAUCCAUGCAAAUCCAAGCUUCUAUGGUGUUAAAGACUCUUCUUCACAUGGAAUAUCAGCAUUCUUGACAGAACUGGUAGAGUCGACAUUGAAAGAUUUAGUUGAUGCAUCACUGAUUGAAUUAGACAUGGGCGGCUUACCUGAACAGGAAGAUGAACAAAAUGGCGAGUCAGAAAAUAUCGAAUCAAUCGAACCCCUCAAUGGGGCGCUUAUAUGCUCCCAUUAUCAACUGUCUUUUUACACCAUGCAUUCAUUCUCAAAGUCUCUAUCACGUAAUUCGACCCUUAGAGACAUUGUUGAGAUUUUGGCUGGUGCAAACGAAUUUACUAAUCUUCCAGCAAGAGAGGAUGACUAUUCAAAGCUGUUAAAAUUGCAUAAUCUGUGCCCUUUGAAGUUUUCUGGUAACGCAAGAACUGAAUUUACUAAAUUCAAGGUUUUUGUCCUUCUGCAGGCAUAUUUUUCAAGAUUAGGAUUAUCGCUCGAGCUUCAACAGGAUUUGGCAUCAGUUCUGAAAAGAGCUCUUCCUUUGAUUAAUGCCAUUGUCGAUUUACUUGCAAGUGAAGGAUAUUUAAAUGCUACAAUAGCCAUGGAUGUGUCUCAGAUGUUAGUUCAAGCUGUCUGGGAUGUGGACAGUCCAUUAAGACAGAUACCGUUCUUCGAUGAUACUAUUUUAGCCAAGUGCUCUGAAAAGAAGAUUGAAACUGUGUACGAUAUCAUGGCAUUAGAAGAUGAAGAUCGUGAAUACAUUAUGGAGUUGGAGCACAAUAAGUUAAUUACGGUCGCCAACUUUAUUAAUAAUUAUCCAAACAUUGAAAUGAAGUAUUCUCUUGAUACGGCAACUCCUAUAAAGCAAGAUACUCCAAGAACUCUUACGGUUCAGUUAACCAAAGAUGAUGUUCCAGAAACUCUAGAUGUUGUGUCAGAAAGGUUUCCUUAUGAUAAACAAGAAAGCUGGUGGAUAGUCAUCGGAAGUAUCUCUAAAAGAGAACUCUAUGCAAUAAAAAAGGUUUCAUUAGCUGAGGAAACCCAAUCUUUUGACGUUGAAUUUACACUAAAUGAAAAAGGCUCAUAUGAUCUAACUGCUUGGAGCGUUUGCGACUCAUAUUUAGAUGCUGACAAGGAAAUUUCCUUCAAUGUCGAAGUUGUUUAA